UGGUUUAAACUGCCCCCUACAAUGUUACCUCCGCGGUCCAACCGUCAAAUAAUGAACGUUGAACAGCAGCAGGUAGGGCGACGGCAGCCCGGGCCCGGAGCAACCUUUUUCUGCUCUGUCAGUGAGCCAUGAGCAUGACAGCCAUCCGGCCUCCUCGUCCCAGCCGCACCGACUGUCGUUCUCCACCAGCAAGAUGUAUUUCAACCGGAGAGCCAAGAAGAUACACAGCGAGGGAGAGCAGUUAGUGUUGACCACCAUUAGGCAGGAGGCUUCAGAACUGCAGGACCCAGGCCAGGGUGCCAGCGCUACCAUGCGUGCCCGGCUCACAGACAGGUUUGACAAAACCUCGCCUCUCUCCCAUCAAUCCAACGGUGCAGGACCUUCUUGCUCGUCCGCCGGUUAUCGCAAGGCAGAUGAUGAGAUGUCCGGGACCACUUCCCAGGCGGAUCCCAUAGACGCUUCGGCGCGGACGGUGCUGCUCAACCGGCCACAGAAUACAAAGUUCUGCGACAACCAUGUCAGUACCACCAAGUAUGGGGUUCUCACUUUUCUUCCCCGGUUUCUCUAUGAGCAGAUCAGACGGGCAGCCAACGCCUUCUUCCUCUUCAUUGCACUCAUGCAGCAAAUCCCUGAUGUGUCCCCAACUGGUCGCUACACCACACUGGUUCCACUCAUCUUCAUCCUCACUGUGGCCGGGAUUAAAGAGAUCAUAGAAGAUUACAAAAGGCACAAAGCAGACAACACAGUAAACAAGAAGAAGACAACAGUGCUGCGGAACGGAGCUUGGCAGACGAUAAUCUGGAAACAGGUGGCAGUAGGCGACAUAGUUAAGGUGAAGAAUGGCCAACAUCUUCCAGCUGACAUGGUUAUAGUGUCCUCCAGUGAACCACAGGCCAUGUGCUACAUAGAGACCUCUAAUCUGGAUGGAGAAACCAACCUGAAGAUCAGACAGGGUCUAUCACUCACAGCCGCAUUCCAGGCCCGAGAGGAUUUGAUGGCGCUAUCAGGUCGUUUGGAGUGUGAAGGCCCCAACAGACACCUGUAUGAUUUCACUGGUACACUACGACUGGAGAACCAAAAUCCAGCUCCUCUAGGUCCAGACCAGGUGUUGUUGCGUGGUGCUCAGCUUAGGAACACACAGUGGGUUGUGGGAAUUGUUGUCUACACGGGCCAUGACUCAAAACUAAUGCAGAACUCCACCAAGGCGCCACUGAAGCGCUCUAAUGUGGAGCGAGUGACCAACAUGCAGAUCCUGGUCCUGUUUGGCAUCCUGCUGGUCAUGGCACUGGUCAGCUCUGUGGGCGCAGCCAUCUGGAACAAAGAACACACUGAGGAGGCCUGUUGGUACCUGUCCCGGGCUGGUGACAUCUCCACUAACUUUGCAUAUAACCUGCUGACAUUCAUCAUCCUCUACAAUAACCUGAUUCCUAUCAGCCUGCUGGUCACUCUUGAGGUGGUCAAGUUCACACAAGCCCUCUUCAUCAAUUGGGAUGUGGAGAUGUACUACUCAGAAACCGAUACACCAGCAAUGGCUCGAACAUCCAAUCUUAAUGAAGAACUUGGCCAGGUGAAAUAUCUGUUCUCCGAUAAGACAGGAACUCUGACCUGUAACGUCAUGCACUUUAAGAAGUGCACCAUUGCAGGAAUCACAUAUGGCCACUUCCCUGAUCUUGAAUGUGAUCGUUCUAUGGAGGACUUCAGUAAUCUGCCGUCCAGCAGCCAUAACUCAACAGAGUUUGAUGAUCCAGCUCUCAUUCAAAACAUUGAGAAGAACCAUCCUACAUCACCACAGAUCUGCGAAUUCCUGACCAUGAUGGCCGUGUGCCACACAGUUGUACCAGAGAGAGAAGAAAACCAAAUAAUUUACCAGGCCUCCUCGCCAGAUGAAGGAGCGCUGGUCAAAGGUGCCAAAGGACUUGGUUUUGUCUUCACUGCUAGAACCCCUCAUUCUGUCAUCAUUGAAGCUAGAGGAACAGAGAUGAGCUAUGAAUUACUAAAUGUCCUGGAGUUUUCCAGUAACCGCAAACGCAUGUCUGUGGUUGUCAGGACGCCCAGUGGGAAGCUUCGGCUGUACUGCAAAGGAGCUGACAAUGUUAUUUUUGAACGCCUCACUGAAGCUUCUCAGUACAAAGAAUUAACUGUUGCUCAUCUGGAACAGUUUGCUACUGAGGGCUUGAGGACACUUUGUUUUGCAUAUGUGGACCUGGAGGAAGGUGCCUAUCAGGAGUGGCUGAAGGAAUACAACCGUGUCAGCACUGUACUUAAAGACCGCAGUCAGAAGCUGGAGGAGUGUUAUGAACUACUAGAAAAAAACUUGAUGCUUCUUGGUGCCACGGCCAUAGAGGACCGUCUCCAGGCUGGCGUGCCAGAAACCAUUGCUACUCUGAUGAGGGCGGACAUUAAGAUUUGGGUCCUUACUGGAGACAAACAAGAAACUGCCAUCAACAUAGGUUACUCCUGUCGCCUGGUGACACACGGCAUGUCCCUCAUCAUUGUCAAUGAGGACUCUCUAGAUGCUACUCGUGCCACACUCACGACUCACUGUUCGUCCCUGGGCGACUCUCUAAAGAAAGAAAAUGAGCUUGCAUUGAUCAUUGAUGGCCAGACACUGAAAUAUGCCCUGUCCUUUGAUCUCCGCCAGGCCUUCCUUGAUUUGGCUUUGUCCUGCAAAGCCGUAAUCUGCUGCAGAGUAUCUCCACUACAAAAGUCAGAGAUUGUGGAUAUGGUGAAGAAACAUGUGAAAGCCAUCACUUUGGCGAUAGGUGAUGGUGCAAAUGAUGUGGGGAUGAUUCAGACGGCUCAUGUUGGAGUGGGAAUCAGCGGCAACGAGGGCAUGCAGGCCACUAACUCUUCUGACUACUCCAUUGCACAGUUCUCCUACCUGGAGAAGCUUCUGUUGGUCCAUGGGGCAUGGAGCUACAACCGUGUCACAAAGUGCAUCCUCUAUUGCUUCUAUAAGAAUGUAGUCCUCUACAUAAUAGAGCUCUGGUUUGCCUUUGUGAAUGGAUUCUCUGGCCAAAUCCUUUUUGAACGCUGGUGUAUAGGCCUCUACAAUGUGAUAUUUACCGCACUGCCUCCAUUUACUCUUGGGAUUUUUGACCGGCCGUGCAGCCAGCAAAACAUGCUCCGUUUCCCACAGCUCUACCGUAUUACCCAGAACGCUGAAGGCUUCAACACCAAGGUGUUUUGGGGACACUGUAUCAAUGCACUGAUUCAUUCAAUUAUUCUCUUUUGGUUUCCACUCAAAAUGUUGGAGCAUGACUCUCCCUUCAGCAACGGUCAGGGCAAUGACUAUCUGUUUGCAGGAAAUAUGGUCUACACAUAUGUGGUAGUUACUGUAUGUCUGAAAGCUGGAAUGGAGACCACCGCUUGGACCAGGUUUUCCCACCUGGCAGUGUGGGGAAGCAUGGUGCUCUGGAUGGUCUUCUUUGCCGUCUACUCUGCCAUCUGGCCCACUAUCCCCAUUGCCCCUGACAUGCUGGGCCAGGCUGGCAAGGUGAUGCAGUGUUGGCACUUCUGGCUAGGUCUGAUCCUGGUGCCUACUGCGUGUUUACUCAAAGAUUUUGCUUGGACAGCUACACGUCGCACUGUGAGGAAGUCUUUGCUGGAGGAGGUGCAGGAGUUGGAGGCACGGGCAGUUGACCCUGGGGCAGCAGUGCUUCGGGAUUCCAGUGGCCGCAGUCUAAACGAACGAGCCCAUCUGCUGACAAGAGUCUUUAGGAAAACACCUUCAAGUGUAGGACGCUCAAACUCAGUGCAGCAGACUGUGUCACAUGGCUAUGCCUUCUCUCAGGAGGAGCACGGUGUGGUGUCUCAGUCCCAGGUAGUUCGCUCCUACGACACCACCCGUCAGCGCCCCAGCCUCUAGCCCCACUCCGAUCAAGGCUUUGGCUCACAAUAACAAAGGUUGUCAAGGUGACAGUGGAAACAGACUUAACUGGCACCCUCAAAUCGGGUGACCAACCCCUGCUGUGGCCUUACUGGAACAAUGACCUGACCCCAAGCUGGGGUGGGGUGGGGGAGCAGGGGAGGGUCACGGUCAGGUGUGGGGGCCGUCGUCGGCGCAUGGAGGACAGAGUUGGGAGAAGGGACCAGGCCAAAUACUGAACAAUGAAACUCACAAAAGCUGCACUGGCAUGAGCGAUCAUAUCCACGUACAGACAUGCCAAUUCAAACUCAGACUGCUACUCUUAUCUGUAUACCGCUCAGACUGGGUUUGCUUCACGCCACUGUGUGUCAAUGUAAGUGUGUGCGUGUGUGUGUGCAUUGCAGUGCGUCUGUAUCUGCCUGUGCAUGUAUGUCUGCACGCAUUUGGUGCUCCUGUAUUUGUGUGCAUGUGUGUGUCUGUUCACGUGUGUUUGCUUCCAAGGUUACCUCUCAUCUCCCUCUCAAGAGGAGGGUUCAUGUCUUCUGUCAUCACAUGCCGUCGCAGAAGGGGAUGUCCAAAUAAACAUGCACACACACUCGCAUACAUCCAGCCGCAGGUUGAAUUCCUUAAAAAAAGGUAGGAGGGAAGUGUAGACCAAGGACCGGCUGGAGUUCUGCAUCACAGCUACAGGCCCUCUUGCCACUGCCAGACACCGCAAAACUGCUACUGAGGCAGAACACUCACCCCAAACUGAACCACCACCCUGCUGCAGCUCCUCCUACCCCACUGGGACCUCUUCUCUCUUAUCUCUCUCUUCAACUCUUCCUUAUCUCUGCAUCUCAUAGUGGCUCUGCAGCCUCCAUAUGUCUUCUCUACAGCACAUCAUCUCUUUUUUUCCUCCCUUUUUUUUAUAAUAUAUUUUCCUGUGAUUAAUGACGUGAUCUAGCAUCAUCAGCAGCUCAUGUAGAAGCAGCAUAACUGGCAAUAGCACUUCUGCUCCCACAGUUCUGUUGGAUAUCUGCUAUUUACUGGACUUUUUCUUUCUUUUUUUUUUAUUAAAGUGAACAUUAACAUGUAUGCGUUUAUAUAUUUUUUUUCCUUUUCAUUAAUAUCUGUUUUUGUACUCAUGUGUGGAGACAUGUUUUAGAGAGAAUAUUUUACUUGAACUGCUCCUAACAGGCAUCCAAACAGAGGGGAUUUGAUUGAAACACUCGCAUGGAUCAUGUGUUUCUCUGGCCCUGGGAUUUGUUCGAAUGUAGAGUCCAUUGUCUGUGUGCUCCGUGUUAAGGACACUCUGGUUCAGGAAUGCAGGACUGAAGGGUUGGGAGAGUGGUGAGGGUGGAGGGGUUGUCCAUUCGAGUCCUAAUCAUUAAAUCUAAUCAAUCCAUGGCCUGACUAAAUGUCUUUGUGUUUUGACUGUUAGCUGAGUGCUUAUGUAGUUAAGCAGGGAGAUUUGGGUUCAACUGUAGCUCCAGGGAAGCUGAAGAAGUUUGGUUUACAUUUCAUGCUGAAAAUAGAAAAAGGGGAAAAAUACAUAGAGCAAGAUGAUUUGACAUGAGCUGCAUAUGAUUUUAUAUAUUAACAGAAUCAAACCUCUCCCACACUCCCUCUUUAAGCUCAGGAGAGUCGGUGUAGACAGACCAUUAGGAGAUUAUUCCUCCUCAACUAGAGAUCUCUUUCCCACCCACCUUCCUGGACACAGCCCAGCCCAAACCAACUACAGCUGCUGCAGUAUGGAGAAUCCAUCGGGCCGCUCCAUUUAUGCUGUUCAAGUCCUCCCUGGUGAAUCCAGUGUCCUGCUCUGAUUUCCAUAUUACUGUGGCUUAGCUUUUGGAAGACACUGCCAAAACUACCCCUCCACAUCGUCAAAGCUUUAAACUGUCCAUUGUUCUGGUUUGUUAUUUUUCAUUUGUGUGUCAGGUGAUGUGACGGUUAUUCAUUGUGUUGUCUGUGGGAGGUAGGCCUGUCUGAAUGUGUAUGGUGUCUGAUAGCUUAAGUACGUGUCUCUUUGUGCGAGUGUUUCUAAGGGAUUAAGGCGACCCAUUCAUCAGUUUUUUUUUUUUUUGGUCUGCAUCUUUUUAUUGGCACUCAUACCUUGUUGCUUAUUAAAGCACAAACCAUCGCUCAGUGUGUUUCUAUGCAAGAUGACAAAAUGCUGAAACAAACUUUCAGCCCUCUGCUGUUUGUUUUGAAAUGUUUAUUUUUAAAAUUCAUAUGAAAAACAUUUCUUCUGCAUGAUGGGAUUUUAGAGCGAGAAAACACAUUCAAUUUAAAAUGAAUCCAACAUUUGA
This is a messenger RNA of Melanotaenia boesemani (Boeseman's rainbowfish), 6159 nucleotides long. RefSeq names its product ATPase phospholipid transporting 8A2 (gene atp8a2). Gene Ontology annotation, biological process: neuron development; phospholipid translocation. NCBI's taxonomy places the organism in Eukaryota, Metazoa, Chordata, Actinopteri, Atheriniformes, Melanotaeniidae. Bases 194 to 3868 code for a protein of 1224 amino acids. The record is from RefSeq and is a predicted model, not a curated record. The transcript has 37 exons. Gene Ontology annotation, cellular component: plasma membrane. Gene Ontology annotation, molecular function: magnesium ion binding; ATP binding; ATPase-coupled intramembrane lipid carrier activity.